AUCGGCAUAUCGCAUAGCACAAUUAUCGAUAGUUUGUACAAGCAAAUAAAUUAUCAUAUGGGCGAAAAUUAAAUGACUUGAGAAAAUAAGCCAAACAAACACUAAAUAUUGACGAAAAUGUUUUUAAAAAUGAGCUACAUGGCAAUUGUGCUAUUCAGCUUGCUGGCAACUAGUUGGAGUUUCUUGGAGCACGAUAGCUGGAUAACAAUUGAUUUGCAUCAUUCGCUGUCCAGCUCAAAACCCGAUCAUUUUUCGCAUCGCGGAAAUAUCUCCAUACCAAGCUUAAACGCAGGCUUGUCCACUGUUGUGCAGAAUCCAUUAACAGCAGCUGAACUGGAUAACAUUAAGCUGCUGGCGAAACAAAAUGGUUUCUAUCGCUUACGGGCAACUGUCUCGUAUCCCAAUGGCAACGUUCAGCGCUUUUUGACCUCCAGCAAGGCGUGCAGUCUGCUCAUGGCUCAAUUCAAUGACGUGCUCUGGAUAUCCCUGGAUCCAUAUGGCUAUGUAACGGGAGUCACUGCCUCACAGGAUCUGGCUCCAAAGAGUUCGGAGUGUUCCACUGACGACAUUCAGCAGGUCAAGGAGAACAAUUUCAGCUCCGACGUCAUCAUUCGUCACGCGGAACUGGCUCCAGUUCCGGACACGGGCAGCUUUAUACAGAAAUUCGAGCGAGAGAGAGAGGCAAGGGAGAGGGGCGAGGUGCGCGACACUCGCGGCUUCUUCGCCAAAUACUGGAUGUACAUUGUGCCCGUGGUGCUUCUAGUCUUCAUUUCGGGCGCAACCAAUCAGGAUGCAGCCAAAUAAACAUAGACAAUUUAUAUUUGUAUUGUAAUUGCUAAUAAAUAAAGCACGAUUUGUGUUCGACUCUCAAGUCUUCAAACGAA
Messenger RNA from Drosophila grimshawi, 884 nucleotides. It is a transcript of the gene EMC10, whose product is annotated as ER membrane protein complex subunit 10. The coding region runs from base 118 to 804 and encodes 228 amino acids. The record is from RefSeq and is a predicted model, not a curated record. Gene Ontology annotation, cellular component: EMC complex. NCBI's taxonomy places the organism in Eukaryota, Metazoa, Arthropoda, Insecta, Diptera, Drosophilidae. The transcript is spliced from 2 exons.